AUUCAGUGGGAACGAAUGCACAUUUUUCUGCCUUGUGUUCCCGUCUCCAAUGCAGUAACACCAGUGCCGCCCCCGAAGUCAACCUUCGCCCGCGACCCGACUGGUUUAGCACCCUUACAAGAGGAACUUCAGACAAAAAGGGACAAAAGGAACACCAGUGCUCGCCCCCUCACUCAACCUUCGCCCGCCAAGCCGACUGGUUUAGCACCCUUACCGGCGGAGCUUCAGACAAAAAAGGACAAAAGCAACAUCAGUGCCCGUCGCCUCAGUCUAUCUUCGCCCGCCAAGCCUACUGGUUUAGCACCCUCGCAACAGGAGCUUAAGGCAAAAAGUGACAAAAGUGACACCAGUGCCCGCUCUCUAAGUCAAACUUCGCCCGCCAAGCCGACUGGUGUAGCAUCCUGGAGAGAAGAGCUUCAGAAAACACGGCAGAAAAGCAACACCUGUUCCAGCCCCCUUAAUCAUCCUUCGCCCGCCAAGCCAUCUGGUUUAGCACCCUGGCAACAGGAGCUUCAGACCAAAAGGGACAAAAGGCAGGAACCAACCUCACAAUGUGCACGGCCAGCAGAACGCAGUUCAUCCGGUGUGCAAGACUCUCGUCGCCAUGACAGGCCACAGGCAUGCUACGUUAAGCCAGGCUCGCAGAUUUCGUCUAAAAGUGCAGUCGACGAUUCCGAAACUGUACAUUGCACUAUGCCUCGCUCCAUGCGUCACAGAGGCCGGUCAAACACAGUGACGUCACCGCCUGCAAGGCAGCAGGGUCAAUACUCAGGUCCUUUACCGGCACUUCCCAAGGCCGAUGUUCCAUGUCACGUCACGUUUAAUUUCCCGUCCAAGUUUCUUGGCUACCUCAUAACGUGCAACGAGAUGACCAGAAUCAAUGCCAUGGCCAUGCGUCACAACGUGCGUGUCCAGAUAUUGCAGCCAUCAGCGGCGACACAAGGGCGGGGGGAUAAGUCCAACGGUCCAUCUCUCUCGCUGACUGGGCAGUUCGAUGACGUUGUUCAGGUGCGAGAAGGCCUUGAACAGCUUUGCGCGGAGACACAGCAACGCACAAUCCCAUUCCAUAUGAUGCAGGAUGAACUUCUAACAAUGGUGUUUGAAAUGCUACGAACUGUCGAUUCUUUGAAAUUGUACAAGGCGGCUGCAGCGGCUUCAGGGAAGAAAGCCGUGCUUUCCAGUGACUAUGCAGUGCCUGCAGAGUGGGAACCACAGGAUACACAGCUGGAACUGAAAGAGGUGAAUUCAAGUGGAGAUGAAUAUCAUCUAGUCCAAACACUUCUGCACCAAUCCCUACCAUCAGCUCGCAUUCAUCAUGUGGAGCGUAUUCAGAACAAGUUCCUGUGGACGCGAUAUUGCCAAACAAGGGAGAUGCUGAGACAGAAGAACGGAAAGGCUGUAGAAGACAAGCCUCUGUUUCACGGCACACGAACCACAGCUCCAGAAAAGAUAUUCAAGAGUGAAGUCGGAUUUGACAUGCGAUUCUCGGCCAAGGGAAUUUGGGGAGAAGCGAACUAUUUUGCUACUGAGGCCAAUUAUUCUAACGCCUUCGCCCAUAAUCUGCCUGAUGGCAAGAAGCAAGUAUUUCUUGCUCAGGUCCUUAUCGGCGACAGUGUUCAGUUGAAAAAAGACAGGACUCUCCGUGUACCCCCUCUCAAACCAGCAGAGUACUCAGCUUCCUUUGGUGACAUACGCUACGACACAGUGAACGGCGUUACCAAGGGAACACGUGUCUACAUGGUCUACAACAACUGUCAGGCGUAUCCAUUCUACCUGAUCACGUACAGCCAAGGAGAAGAGCGUGAAUGUGCUGCAUAAGUGCCUGCUGGCUGCUGCAGUGUGACAGACAGAGGCUUAUGGUUAGUGAUGCAUGGCUCACAUGGGCUCACAUGGGUCAGCUGACCGCCAUAAUGCUGCUGUGAAUUAUUGAUCUAAGCAAGUAAAGUAGGUUCCUCUGCUUAAAAUAUUCAUAUUUGCUAAUCAUUUUUUUUCAUGAAACUGGAUAAGAGUUGUUUUAAUGUUUUUUUCAACGUGAUUUGCCUUAAGGCUUCUUACUACUUUUAUCUUUGUAAAAAUGCACUCUUCACAGGUCUGAGGGAAAUAUGGACCAGGCAAUUAUUAACCAAUGCUCACUGCUAAAGACAUAUUACUCUAUAUUCUAUGUAAACAGAAAAAGACAUUAAAUUUACGAGAGAGUUUGGAAGCUAAGAGUCCUACGCUAUGUUUUUUUGCCUACCUCAUCGUGAAUUUUAUUAGAACUGAUGGAGAUGUUUUUUCCUUUGAUUGGCUAUAUCAUUGUAUUGCAAAAACGUUUCAAUCAGUUUGAAUAUGAGUUAGGCCAAAGUAUUUGCAGAAUUUAUUCCGGAUUGGUUUUUUCUCUCACUUAAACCGGCUGUCCUCGAAUCGUUUUCAAACCGUUUAUACGAGAAUGGCAAAUUA
Sycon ciliatum is the source of this 2439-nucleotide messenger RNA. RefSeq lists its product as uncharacterized. Gene Ontology annotation, cellular component: nucleus. The transcript is spliced from 12 exons. The record is from RefSeq and is a predicted model, not a curated record. The coding region runs from base 16 to 1818 and encodes 600 amino acids. Lineage: Eukaryota; Metazoa; Porifera; Calcarea; Leucosolenida; Sycettidae. Gene Ontology annotation, molecular function: NAD+-protein mono-ADP-ribosyltransferase activity; NAD+ poly-ADP-ribosyltransferase activity.